Molecule: messenger RNA, 381 nt
Organism: Eimeria mitis
Lineage: Eukaryota; Apicomplexa; Conoidasida; Eucoccidiorida; Eimeriidae
Exons: 2
Coding region: 1-381 (126 amino acids)
Source: RefSeq, a predicted model, not a curated record
AUGGGGAACAGCAAAAGGAAGCAGCGCUCUAGACGCUCCAAACAUCUUCUUCUCGCUGUAAGCCCGGGCGAUGGCGACCAGACGAGCCCUCCUCAGAUGCCGGAAACGACCAUGGCCGACAACGACGGCGCCGAGAAUGCCGAUGCGCCCGCACCAGAACCCAGUGCUGAAGAGCCUACUGCCUUUAAUGCGGAAUUGCUGACCACUUUGACCCAGCUCGAGCCCACAGAAAAUCCAGAGAUUUCAACGGACACCGCAGCAACAAACGACUCUACGCCUGCUCCUUGCCCCAAGGCCCGCUCUACGCCUCGAAAAAGCCGCGUCGUGCCCAUGCACAAACCUCACAGAAGGCCACGAACGGCUCAUAAUUCCUAUUAUUAA